GCCAAACAUCAAACACCAAACAUGUGAAGUCGAUAAUUUGUUCAUGCAUUACUACCUUAUUACAUUAACGCCCUGAUACCUCCUCCCAUCUGAUAUCGUAGCGCCACGUUCUUUACCUUGGCGCAGUGAGGUUUUCCUUUUCGAGGCUAACUUAUGAUCGAGCAAUACCUAGGUAGGUAUUGCCUUGGAAAAGCUUAUUUUCGGACAAACGAAUAUCAUUAUGAUCCUCUCCUCGAGCAUGACGAUUGGAGGCUGGCUGCAAUGAUAUGCCUUAUACGAUUCGACGGUUCAAACUACACCAGUACCCAACUAGGUAGGUAGCUAGAUAUGGGUUGCAUCAGUUUUCUGCAAGGUUUUGCUUGAUGCAGAUAGAAAAGAAGUUGAAGCAAGCUUAUUGAGUGGUUUACCUCAAAAUAGAAUCGGGGCGGAGUAUCUGACGAAUCAUACUCCGUUGUUUAAUAUGACUCCUUACGAGUACCUACUUACCCAGGAGAGGCUUUUAACCUUCAACUUCAUUCAUACAUGAACGGUUCUCCACCUCAAAACUAAGACGUACAUGAACACCUACUUAACAACCCAGUUCGCUCUUUUCAUACCAUUGAGUUUGGUCAGGAAAGGAUAUAGAUCAUUUUCAGAGGUCAAUUACUUUUUCAACAUUUACAGCUCUGUUGUGCCACCAUAGACCGAAUAUACUAGGUACCUCGGAAGUGAGCAAGUUGACAUCAAGAAACGCGAGGAUCAUAACACACACUGUAAGGACUAAGCAUCCAUUAUGGGUCUCUUUGGUAGAUCAAACAAGAAGAAAUCACGGCCAUCUCCACCUCAAUAUGGAUAUGAAUCCUCCAUUGAAUUACCAAGACAGCCAAAUUCUACGACAAGGCCAAAUUUGUAUUAUGUUGAAGAACGUCCUCGUAUAUCAAAUGGAUACAAUCAAGGUCAACCAACACCACAAGGUUGGAUAGUUGCUCAAAUAGAACCAGCACCACCGAGAUAUCAGCCACAUACUACAGUGGCGCCGCCUCCAUUACCACCAAGAGCACAACGAAAUGGUGUUGCGAUGAUGAAUUUUCGAUCGGUUACGAAUUUACUGACAGAGACAUCAAGGAAUGAUCUACCAUGCAUGACUGCCAUUAAUAAUGGAGUCGCAAUUAUGUCACAACAAACCAUGCAUCAUUAUCAUCAAACGUCAGCUCUUUACGAUACUUUAUCUUUGAAGUUAUGCUCGGUUGUCACAUCAAUUGAUGAGGAAAGAUUCAGUGGGGAUGAUAGAGAACUUACCGUACCUCAGCAUUACGAUCCGGCCUUGCAAGAGGAGAAGUCAUUGGAGACGACAAAUCGAGAUUUAAUGCUACGGAGUAAAAAGUCAAAAGUCAAUGUGAAGGAUGGAAAGUCAGCUGAAACGACAUACACAAAUUACUUCUCAAAGGUUCAUGAUUAUGCAAAUUCAAGGUUACCAAUGGAUCUCAAGCCUAUGAGAUUGUAUGUUCUCCAAGCUUUAUAGUUUAGAGUUUGAGCUAAUAUAUAUAAGGUACUUUAAUACAUACCCUCUCAUAUGCCUUGCAGCUCAAUAUUCUGAACAAGUCUAUUCAAAACCAACUGGACAAGAAAAAGAAACGAGAGUUAAUGCAGGAGGAAGGGCAGGAACCGUUAUGAAAAGUGUGCCAAUUGAUGAUAAGGAUGUAAUUGUGUUUGCAAUUCGAGGAACAACACAUUCAUUUACGGAUUGGGCUGUAAAUGUUAAGACGAAACCCGCUUCACCACAAGGCUUCUUGGUGAGAUCAUUCAUUUAUCAUGUAUCUGCUCAGUGACUAAUCAAUUUUCAGGACGACCCAGGAAAUUUAUGUCAUUCUGGAUUUUUGGGUGCUGCAAAAGACUGGAUUAAACCAAUCGCAGCUCGACUUCGAAAUCUUCUUCAAGAAAAUCCCAAACGUACACAAUGUUCUUUACUUAUUACCGGGCAUUCUGCUGGUGGAGCUAUCGCUGCUCUAUUAUACUCACACAUGCUUUCCACAAGUCGCGAAGCCAAAUCAGAGCUCAAUGUCCUCGCAGGAUAUUUCAAACGAAUUCAUUGUGUCACAUUUGGAGCUCCACCAAUAUCACUUUUACCAUUACAAAAACCUAAGACUGCUUCCAAAUCUAUCUUCAUGUCUUUCGUCAACGAGGGUGAUCUUGUCGCCAGAGCAGAUUUCGCUUACGUUAAAUCUCUCCUUGAUUUAUAUUCUACGCCCGCACCAGGAAAAUCAGUCUUACCACCUUCAAAAUUAGGAAUUAAGAGCACAAAAUCCACAAAUGCAUUUUUUACCCCGAAGAAUAAGAAGAAGAAGAAGCAUUCAAAGACCGAUCCGAAUAUUUCUCUAAUAGGACCAAUUUGGCAUGUUCCAGAAGCUACUUUGAGUAAUGCGGGAAGUAUCAUUCUUCUACGAGGUGUAGAUCGAGAUGGUAAUCCGGAGGGAAGUAAGAAGAUUCAGGAUAGAUUGGAUGAUGGGGUUAUUGCGCAGAUUAUCUCGGAUGAAUUGUUGAGGGGGGUUGUGUGGGGUGAUCCCGUUAGUCAUAUGAUGAGGCUUUAUGCUAGGAGGAUUGAGGUUUUGGCUACUAAUGCUGUUAUGGGACGGGUGUGAGUUGGCGGGUUUUGAGAGGAGGUGUUUGGGAUGAGAUGAGGUGGAAUGGGAUGGACUGGGUUGGGUUGAGUUGGUUCAGGCGUAGAUGGUUUUAUACCCCUUUUUGUUUACUCUGUAGAUAGAUUACAGAUGCUCGGUUUUUACUACGAUGAGUUUGAAAUAUAC
Sclerotinia trifoliorum is the source of this 2783-nucleotide messenger RNA. The record is from the annotation of a GenBank genome assembly. NCBI's taxonomy places the organism in Eukaryota, Fungi, Ascomycota, Leotiomycetes, Helotiales, Sclerotiniaceae.